AUGCACACCAUAAUCAAGUCCUCGGUCCUGGUCAUCCUCGCCGCCGGCGGUGCAGUGACUGCGACCCCAGUCCUCUCGUCAAGGCAAGCCAACGUCAUCACGGGCGCCUUCACGCCCAUCAGCGGCGCCUUUACCAACAUGGACACGUCGGUAAAGGCCCUGACGGGACAGGACAGCCGCACCGUGACGGUGGUGCUCCAGAACGGCGCCGUCGCGCUGCAGGCCAUGAACGACGCCGCCAACACGGUCCGGACGUCGACCGAGCUGCGCGCCUUUGAGAGCCGCCAGGUCCUCGACUCUGCCGUGAACAUGAACACCCAGAUGUCCACCUUCAUCUCCGACAUCGUCGCCCAGAAGCUCAUCCUCGACCAGUUCGGCGCCAGCCCCACCGUCGUCAACAUGCUGACCCAGCAAAAGGCCGCCAACGUCGCCCUCAACGACGCCAUCCUUGCAAAGUUCCCCAACAACCGCCUGCAGCGCGACCAGGCCAGGGACAGCAUCAACAAGGUCAACACCGCCUUCGACUCCGGCAUCGAGAGCCUGAGUGCCGGCUCCGCCCAGCCUUUCACCCCGCCCCCGGCCGCCUCGCCUGCCCCUGCCGCUCCGGCCCCGGCCCCCGCUGCUCCGGCGCCAGCUGCUCCUUCUGCUGCCCCGGCCGCCCCGGCACCUGCCGCUCCAGCACCUGCUGCUCCUUCUGCUGCUCCGGCCGCCCCGGCACCUGCUGCUCCAGCACCCGCUGCUCCUUCUGCCUCCCCGGCCGCUCCUGCCCCGGCCGCGCCCGCUCCCGCCGCCCCUGCUGCGCCGGCACCGGCACCUGCUGCCCCAGCUCCCGCUGCCCCGGCCGCUCCCGCCGCAUCACCGGCUCCGUUUACGCCUGCCAACCCGCUCGCCAGCGUUGCUCCCUUUGUGGCUCCUCCUGCGGCCUCGGGCAACCCGAUCCCCUUCACGCAGCCCCAGUAA
This is a messenger RNA of Pyricularia pennisetigena, 960 nucleotides long. RefSeq lists its product as uncharacterized. The transcript has a single exon. The record is from RefSeq and is a predicted model, not a curated record. Lineage: Eukaryota; Fungi; Ascomycota; Sordariomycetes; Magnaporthales; Pyriculariaceae. Gene Ontology annotation, cellular component: extracellular region. The coding region runs from base 1 to 960 and encodes 319 amino acids.